Arabis nemorensis is the source of this 411-nucleotide messenger RNA. The record is from the annotation of a GenBank genome assembly. NCBI's taxonomy places the organism in Eukaryota, Viridiplantae, Streptophyta, Magnoliopsida, Brassicales, Brassicaceae.
AUGACCUCAUCAACAACAAACCCAUAUCUUGAUAAUUUGAUGCUCUGUUCAGAGUACCGAAAGAGAAAAGUGUUUUGGGACAGAGUGAUUAAGAUGCACGACGAGUACUGUAAGCAGAGACAGGAUCAGUGGGAUAGGCUUUCCAAACUUCGUCAAACAUUGAACAUCUGUAUCCCUAAUUCACCAAGCAGUUUUGUCAAAGUAUAUUGGAAGAGCGUUUUCGACCGUCUCUUCUUUCUCCUUAACGUCAAAGCAGAAAACUUUGGGACUCUGGGGAGUCUUUGCCGGUGGAUUUUGUACCCAUUCUUACACAAAGUACCGAAAGAGAACAGAGUGGAUAGGAUGCACAAGGAGUACCAUACUCGGAGACAGGAACUCAGGGAAAGGGUUUCCGAAGGAGACCAAGACUAG